AUGGGGGCGUUCGUCGCUUGCGGCAACACGCUGCCACGCGCCCGCGAGACGGUUCUGGGCGUGGAGGGCGGGGACAGGGGUGGGACGGUGGGACGGUGGGAUCCGCGGACGGGGACCGGGACGGUUGAGGCUGUCAAGGGCCAGUACACGGACGCAGAGGGGAAGUGCCGUGUGGAGGCGCUGCUCUUCGAGGAGUUCGGCGCAAUGAGCGCGGGGGUGGAGGAGCUGCUGAUGCGGGUGGCUGAGGUGGCGGGCCGGAAGCUCACGUGGUGGCAGUACGACCAGACGUCGUGGUCGGCGCGCGAAUGGAUGCCGUUUGCGCUGCAGCGACUGUCGGUGCAGCUCUGGACGGCGCUCGAGCGGACGAGGCACAGCGCGCCAUUAUUGGUGCGGCGUCGCGCGGCCGCGAGGGACCGCAGGGGGGGGUAA
Messenger RNA from Emiliania huxleyi CCMP1516, 429 nucleotides. RefSeq lists its product as hypothetical. The coding region runs from base 1 to 429 and encodes 142 amino acids. NCBI's taxonomy places the organism in Eukaryota, Haptophyta, Isochrysidales, Noelaerhabdaceae. The record is from RefSeq and is a predicted model, not a curated record. The transcript has a single exon.